CAAAUUUUUGCAAUCAAAUAUCCAAAAUGGCGGACGUGGUUAGCGCUCUUGCUGUAAGCGGUCAAAGAACUACAGGACAAUCUAUCAGAACACAAAAUGUUACGGCCGCUCUUUCCAUUGCUAACAUCGUCAAAAGCAGUUUAGGACCAGUCGGUCUCGAUAAGAUGUUGGUUGACGAUGUUGGAGACGUCACUAUUACUAACGAUGGGGCAACCAUAUUAAAACUGCUAGAAGUUGAACAUCCAGCAGCAAAAGUUUUGGUUGAACUUGCUCAACUGCAGGACGAGGAAGUUGGUGAUGGCACUACUUCAGUCGUUAUGAUCGCCGCUGAGUUGCUUAGGAAUGCUGACGAAUUAGUAAAAUGUAAAAUUCAUCCCACCUCUAUAAUCAGUGGCUAUCGUCUAGCAUGCAAGGAAGCUUGUAAAUAUAUUCUAGAGAAUUUUACAAUAAGUGUUGACGAUUUGAAGAGUGAAUGCAUUGUUAACGCUGCUAAGACUAGCAUGUCGAGUAAAAUUAUUGGAACUGAUGCAGAUUUCUUUUCGAAUAUGGUAGUUGAAGCAGCUUUCGCCAUAAAAACCUCUGAUGGAAAGGGAUCCUACAAAUAUCCCAUUAAAGCUAUAAAUGUAUUGAAAGCCCACGGUGGAAGUACGAAAGAAUCUAUCUUAGUUAAUGGUUACGCUCUCAACUGUACAAUCGGUUCUCAACUCAUGCCGAAGCGAAUCACUAACGCUAAAAUAGCCUUCCUUGAUUUCUCUUUACAAAAAACAAAGAUGAAAUUAGGAGUACAGGUCUUAGUUGAAGACCCUGAAAAUCUAGGAAAGAUUAGGGAAAGAGAAUCAGAUAUUACCAAAGAACGUAUUCAAAAAAUACUAGCGUCUGGGGCUAAUGUUAUUUUGACAACUGGGGGAAUAGACGAUUUAUGCCUCAAAUAUUUUGUUGAAGCAGGGGCAAUGGCAGUUAGAAGGUGUACAAAGAAGGAUCUUAAAAGAUUGGCUAAAGCCACUGGAGGUCAGUUAGUAGUAACUUUGGCCAAUUUGGAAGGAGAGGAAACCUUUGAAUCUGCCUUGUUGGGAAACGCUGAAGAGGUUAUACAGGAACGAAUCUGUGAUGACGAGUUGAUUCUUAUUAAGGGAACGAAAGCACGAUCUGCCGCGUCCAUAAUUUUACGUGGAGCGAAUGAUUUCAUGGUUGAUGAGAUGGAACGCUCUAUUCAUGACGCUCUUUGUGUAGUCAAGCGUGUGCUUGAGUCCAAGACGGUUGUUCCUGGCGGUGGAGCCGUAGAAUCGGGCCUGUCAAUUUAUUUGGAGAACCUCGCAACAUCUUUAAGCUCCAGAGAACAAUUAGCGAUUGCUGAAUACGCUCACUCUCUGCUUGUCAUUCCCAAGCAACUGGCCGUCAAUGCCGCAAAAGACUCUACGGAUUUGGUAGCAAAAUUGAGAGCUUAUCACAAUACGGCCCAGACAAAGAAGGAUCGUGCAGACUUAAAAUGGAUUGGUCUGGAUUUGGAGAAGGGUGUAGUUAGAGAUAAUAAAAAGGCUGGUGUGUUGGAACCAACAAUUAGUAAAAUUAAAUCUCUGAAGUUUGCUACCGAGGCCGCUAUCACGAUAUUGAGAAUUGAUGAUAUGAUAAAAUUGGAACCUGAAAGAAAAGAUCCAAGAGGAGGUUAUGAGCAAUAACGAUUUAAGUUUUUUUGUGCUUUUUUAAUUUCUGACUGUAUAAGAAAAUAAAAAUUUGCUAUUGAACAGUUUUGUUUCAAAAAUUUAAUACUUAAAAGAAUAUAUACAAUAUUAAAAAUGUCCAAAAAAA
Molecule: messenger RNA, 1806 nt
Organism: Dimorphilus gyrociliatus
Lineage: Eukaryota; Metazoa; Annelida; Polychaeta; Dinophilidae
Source: the annotation of a GenBank genome assembly